GCCUCCCUCUCCCCGAUCCAGAUCCCUCCUCCGACGCCCCUCCUCCCCCAUCCCCGGCCAUCCCCCUUCCAUCACCCCUCAUGUCCCAGUCGCCGCUCUCUCUCUCUCUCUCCCUCUCGGUUCAGUGAGAUGGGAUCCACUCCCGCAGCCACCGCGCCACCCUCACACUCACCAUCGACGACCCCCGCCGCCAUCGCACACCAUAGCGCCAUCCCCUCACCCUAGCCCCAGGUCAGGCAGUGCGAGGCGGCGCUCCUAGACCCGCGAUGGCCGUCUGGGUCAUCGCCUUCGAGGACGACGAGUACGCCGACCCGGCAGUCAUCAUCGCCUCCGAGACGGACGCGUGUUGGCGGCACAUGGGGCCCACAUCAUCAUGGCCGUGCGCAACCUCGCCGCGGCAGAGGCCGUGCGCCAGGUCGUCCUUGCCGAGACCCCCGUCGCCAGCCUCAACCUGAUAGAGCUGGACCUCUCCCCACUGACCUCCAUCCGCAACUUCGCCGCCAACUUCGCCGACAGGGGCCUACCGCUGAACAUCCUCAUGACAAUUCAACAUACCCCUGCCCUUUCGGAGAGGGAAGGUUUCCCACUCAUGGACACCUAGCUGAAUGCCUGAACCUGAACCUCGUUUUUCUUCUUCUUCUUCUUCUUCUUCUUCUUCUUGGUAAUUCCUUGUUGAUUCCUUCUGGGCAUGCUAUAUUAUUGGGUGCAACAACAAAUUAUUGUCCUUGUUUUGAUUUCCUUCCUGUCAAGUUCAUCCUUUAGUGCUAGUACUAGUGGUACAUCAGUUUGAUUUAGGAAAAACACCAGCCUCUGCUUAACAUUAAAUCUAGUCAAGCAAUUGAUGCACAACAUAUUUGUUUUUGUACAACAACAAUCCGUUAAACGAUCUGGCCUGUAUACACAUGUUGAGGAAGAGAGAGAGGAUAUAUACUUGUUCUGUUGCUUCUAUAUACAUGUAUAUACGUUUAGUUAUUCAACAUGCUUCAA
Messenger RNA from Triticum dicoccoides, 987 nucleotides. RefSeq names its product short-chain dehydrogenase TIC 32, chloroplastic-like. Bases 374 to 601 code for a protein of 75 amino acids. The transcript has 2 exons. Lineage: Eukaryota; Viridiplantae; Streptophyta; Magnoliopsida; Poales; Poaceae. The record is from RefSeq and is a predicted model, not a curated record.